AUGACUUCACCUCAAUCUAUUAACCCGGCGUCGAACAGCAACACGGCCGCCUCGGCACCGUCUUACGCUUCUGCUGCCGGUGCAAAGACGUCGACGCCUGUGGUUGCCACUGGCUCGAAUCCUCCCAUUGUCGCUCCCGGUUCCUCAGCAUCUGCACCGCGCCAUGCUAAAUCGUCUUCGAUCUCGCCUAUGAACGGCCGACCCAACAUUAUGCCCGCUAUUCCUAACGUUCCUCCUGUAGCACACGGCACAUUGAAUGCGAACGGACUGGCCGACCACAGCCGAAAGAGUUCGGUUACUAUGAGCGCGAACGGACCUAACAGUUAUUCGACUAACGGCGGUACCGCAGGAGGCAAAGCUAGUAUCCAAUUUGGAUAUCAGUCGCCGGCUGUAUCUACUAGUGAUCCUAAGUUGGGAUCUGCUCCCAUUCCUAUACCCGACAGCAACCCACGUGUUACCUCUCCUCAGAAUUCCCCGUCUCCUAUUCCGCAGCCUUCUGCUAGCGGUGGACGACCCCCUUCUGGAACUGCCCAGCAGGGUAUGACCUUUGGCAGUUUUGGUGGUGAGAGCGAUCGUCCUCACACACGAACGACAUCUAUGUCGCAAGACCCUAGCUCUUUGGCUUCCCAGCAUUCACCUCACAUGAGACGCGGUUCGAACGUCAGCGACAUGAGUAACCAAGGUCCACCCCACAUGGGGCGAGGCAACUUCCAGUCCGCUGGUCGUGGCCGAGGAUUUUCGAACAACACGUACAAUCAACCGAUGGGAUACCCCCCUAACCACUACAACAGAGCUCCCCAGAACCCGGGACGAGGCGGUAUGCCUCCCGCGUUUGGAAAUCCACGCCAGCAGCAGUAUGGCACCCCCCCGCCUCACAACAGGAGUCCUGCACUUCCACCAGCGAUGCCGCAUCCUCCCAACAUGCCCCCUACUGGCAUGCCUCAAUUCUACUAUCCACCCCCGCCCAUGGGGCCCCAACAGGUACCUCAAGUAAAACACCCUUCUCCCUUAUUAUCCCUUAACAAUGACCGGUCGUACCUCAAAGUUGGCAAGAGAAAGGGAAACCGGCGUGAGUCUGAGAAAUUCUCGAAUCAGCACCGGCGAACGGACUCUUUCAGCAAUGAGCAGCAAGACUUCAGUCACAAAAAUAGACGCUAUAGUAAGCGUCCAGAUCAGAGAUUUGUUAUGGAUGGUUCACGACGUCGUGGUCAGGCCCAGUUCGAUAGAAUGGAAUCGUCACGCGUUACGGACAAUCCAACGAUUACUCUGCAGCAGCAGCAUUUUCCUAUUGUCACUUCGUUUUCACCGAGCUCUACUGGACGCAUAGAUCUGUCGCCAGAGAGCGGCAACUUUGACCGAUUGCUAACCACAAGUCAGCAGGGAUACUAUCCUCAACAGUUUGACCCUAACAUGCGGCCUGCCAUGCAUGUACCUGGAUAUCCAGUAUACCCAAUUAUGAACCAGGGUCAAUCACCUGUACCAGCGUAUCAACAGCCCUAUACAGCAGGUCCCUACAACCCCCCCGGAGGACAACCUAUGUCUCGUAACUCUUCCCAGGUAUCCACCGAACAUCGACCCGCAUCAAGCACCGGCCAAACCCAGGCGCCAGCUGUUGCCCAAGGCACCCCACAGCCCCAGCCUGCACAGAUCAAGCCUGCAGUCGUGGCAUCUCCUCAAUUUAACCGUCCACCUAAAAAGAAUAUGGCCAUAAAAAUCAAGAACGCAAUGGGUGAGACUGUUGAUGUUAGUAGCCUUAAAGUACCAGCCUCGCCCGCGCCAAGUAACCAACAAUCUAAAACACCACCCGUUAUUGCCUCUACACCUACACCGCCUCCAAAAGCAACCACACCAAAACUUGCCACGCCUGCACAACAUUCACGCGCCGAUAGCGUGAGCAACUCUAAGACUGCUGAAGAAGUGAGGAACGAAUUUAAGGAGAAGAUGAAGCAAGCGGCUAGUGCAGAUAAAGCAAAGGAGGAAGAACUCGCCAAGGCGGCUGCCGCCGAGAAGGCUAAAGAAGAGGAGCGAUUGAAGGCCGAACAAAAGGCCCAGGAAGAGGCUAAGGCCGCGGAAGAAGCGAAGGCACGUCAAGAAACCGAGGAGAAAGAGAAGGCUGAACGCGAAGCGGCGAAGGCAGCCCCGAAGGAAGAAGAGAAGAAGGAAGAACCUUCUAAAGCUACAGACGAACCUGACGAGGAGGAACUUGAGCGAAUCAUCCGUGAGAUGGAGGAGGAAGACGCGAGACGUGAGAAGGAGGAAGAAGAGCGCCGCGUUAAGUACGAGGCUGAAAAGGCCGCCAAGAAGAAGGCUGAAGAGGCGACUCGAUUGGCGAGUGCUGCUGAUAACGACCGCAAACUCCGCGAAGCCGAGGCAGAGAUGGAACGACUUGAGGACGAAAAAGAGCGCAAACGUGCUGAAGGUUCUAAGGCGCCAACAGUCCAAGAGCUCAUUAAGCAAUCAACCGGCAAGUCAACAGACAAGACCGACGCUCCCUCAGCAAGCGAAACCACUUCGAAAUUGGCCAAUUUGUCUCUCACCGACAAACCCUCUUCUAGCGCAAGUGGCAAACCUACCCAAGGUGGACGUGGCCCCAAGCCGGCUGCUCUCAACCUCGCACCUCUCAACACUAAGUCUGUUGAGCCUCCUCAACCCAGUGCCGCUUUACAGUCCUUGAAGACGGCGAGACUUCUGGGUUCUAGUUCUAUUAAGGCAGAUCUGUACCCUCCAGGAAUUCAGUCACCAAACCCGGCGUUGAAUGCGGCGGUCGCGAGAAAAGGCACUUCAUUCAAGUACGACUCUGCCUUCUUGCUCCAAUUCCAGAAAGUAUUCACGGAACAGCCGUCUCUUGAUUUCCAUCAGCAGGUCAAGACUCUCAUCGGUGAUGGCGAGAGUGGUCGAUCUGCCUCCGCUCGAACUCCUGCCGGCCUUUCUGGCCGACAGAACUCUAGACCAGGUGCCCCUGGCAUAGCCGGAUUUGGAAGCUUCGCCGCUCCCAUUGGCCGAACAUUACCGCCCGGAACUACGUCUGCCCAACGAUUUGAGAUGAGCAGCGAUAGUAAGGGACGAACUCCUAUUAACCCGAUGGCCAGCUUUGGCCGACCAGGAGGUGUAUUCCCUGGUGGUAGCCAAAUGGCCCGAACUCCGUCUAGCUCCAACAUGAGCAUGCCGCAUUCCCCACGACAAGGAAGCCGCCGGAACGCGAGCAAGCAGAAUACCUUUAAUGCUAAGCAUGAAGCUCAGGCCGCGAAGACCAUGCCACUUACGCAGGGUAUGAAGAUCGAGGCCCUUAACGUUUCAUCGACGGGUUGGAAGCCUAGCAGCGUUGGCAAGGCCGCCGCAAGUAAUGCACCCACCCCAUCCGCCCUACUUGAUCCAUCCAUGGUUCAGCGUAAGGUGAAGGCCGCUUUGAACAAGAUGGCUCCCGAGAAAUUCGACAGGAUUUCGGACCAGAUCCUCCAAAUCGCUGCACAGUCCAAGGACGAGACUGACGGUAGAACUCUUCGCCAAGUCAUCCAGCUUACUUUCGAGAAGGCCACCGAUGAGGCUCAUUGGGCGUCUAUGUACGCCAAAUUUUGUAAGAGAAUGCUGGAGAUGAUGAGCUCUGAGAUUCGGGACGAGAACAUAAAGGACAAGAAUGGCCAGGUCGUUAGCGGUGGUGCAUUAUUCCGAAAGUACCUGCUUAACCGAUGCCAAGAAGAGUUCGAACGUGGCUGGAAGAUGGCCCUCCCAGACGCACCGGAAGGGGAGGAAGCCAAGACUCAGGAAGCUGUUAUGCUCUCCGAGGAAUACUAUGCCGCUGCUGCCGCCAAACGUCGUGGGCUCGGAUUGGUUCAAUUCAUCGGUGAACUGUACAAGCUUGGUAUGCUCACUGAGCGUAUUAUGCACGAAUGUGUUAGAAAGUUGGUGGACUACCAAGGUGUUCCCGACGAGGCCGAGAUCGAGUCUCUCUCUAAGCUGCUUCGAACUAUCGGAGGUAACUUGGAUAGCACCGAGAAGGGCCGGACCAUGAUGGACGUCUACUUCGUUAGAAUCCAGGGCAUGGUCGAUCUACCUGACCUCCCUAGCCGUCUGAAGUUCAUGCUUAUGGACAUUGUGGACCUGAGAAGAGCCAACUGGAUUUCCAAGGAAACCAACAAGGGCCCUAAGACGCUCGAAGAAGUUCGUGCCGAAGCUGAAGCUGCUGCAGCUCAGAAGGCUGCUGAGGCCGCACGUACCAAUCAGAGAGGUGGUCCUGGCCGUCCACAGAUCGGCCGUGGCGACGCUAGGAACUUUUCUGGCUAUGCCCAGCAAGCCCAGAACCAAGUCGGCAUGGACGACCUGCGUCGUUUGAAGGGCGGUGCUAACCGUACUUCGAGCUCGAACGUCACAUUGGGACCUAUGUCGAUGCUCAAUUCUCGAAGCAAUAGCGGCCGACGCCUGGGCCCUGGUGGCUCUCUGAGCAGAGGAGCCGAAGACUCUGGAGCCUCCUCCAGAACCGGUACUCCUCCCGUAAGAGAAACGCAAAGCAGUAUCAACUCCUUUAGCCUACUUGCGAACAUGGAUUCCGAGAAUCCGGCGUCUCCGCCAUCCACCGCGGCGUCUCCUGCUCUUGCCAAAGUUGCCCCAGAUACUACAGCUGCGGCUGAGAAGGGUGGCAACUAA
Molecule: messenger RNA, 4641 nt
Organism: Annulohypoxylon maeteangense
Lineage: Eukaryota; Fungi; Ascomycota; Sordariomycetes; Xylariales; Hypoxylaceae
Exons: 3
Coding region: 1-4641 (1546 amino acids)
Cellular component (GO): eukaryotic translation initiation factor 4F complex
Molecular function (GO): translation initiation factor activity; mRNA binding; protein binding
Source: RefSeq, a predicted model, not a curated record